AUGGCAACCAUUCCAAUUAUCGUCAAGCACCAGGGCAAAAAGUAUGAUGUUGACCUUGACCCUACCGCCACAGGCGAAAUCCUCAAAUAUCAGCUCUUCUCCUUGACGGGUGUUGAACCCGACCGCCAGUCACUCUUGAUCAAAGGCGGAAAGCUCAAGGAUGAUACAGAUCUCUCCAAACUCAAUGCCAAACCCGGUCAACUGUUCACCAUGCUUGGAUCCGCCUCAUCUGAAGGCAGUGUUCUGCUCGCCCCGAAAGAAAAGCCGAAAUUCGUCGAGGACAUGACUGAGGCUGAAGCCGCUGCUCAAGAAGGUGCAACACCUGCUGGGCUUGAGAACUUGGGCAAUACUUGCUAUUUGAAUUCCACUCUCCAGGUAUUACGGAGCAUCCCUGAAAUGCAAGAUUCCUUAAAGGUAUACAAGCCCGGUCCCUCAGCAGGGAGUAGUCUCCAGGACCUCAGUCGGUUCGGUCUUGAUGGCUUAAGUGGUGCCAACGAUUUGACUGCUCAACUGCGUGACCUCUACAAGAGGAUGUCUGAAACCCAGGAAGGUUUCCCACCCGUCAUGUUCUUGAACGCCCUCCGAAGUGCAUACCCUCAAUUCGCCCAAAAAGCCAAGAACGGUCACGGUUAUGCACAACAGGAUGCCGAAGAGGCCUGGUCACAGAUCCUUCACUUGCUCCGACAGAAUCUCAAGAUCUCGGAGAAGACAACCGACGCCGAGAAGAAUAUUGCAUUCAUUGAUCGAUAUAUGGCAGGUUCUCUUCAUUCCACACUUGCACCACCCACCGAAGCCUCAGAAAACGAACCAGCCGUUGAAACAGAUGAUUCAUUUCUCAAACUUGACUGUCACAUCAACAUUACCACCAAUCACCUUCGCGACGGUAUAUUGGCUGGUUUGACUGAGGAAAUCGAGAAGCACUCUCCUACACUAGGUCGCGACGCCAUUUAUACAAAGACAUCCAAAAUCACCCGGCUCCCUCAGUAUCUCACUGUCCAUUUCGUGCGCUUCAAUUGGAAAAAGGACAUCAACAAGAAAGCCAAGAUCAUGCGCAAGGUCACUUUUCCCGACGAGCUGGAUGUUGUGGAAUUCUGCACAGAUGAGUUGAAAAGCCGACUGAUUCCUGUCCGUGAUAAGAUUCGAGACAUUCGAAAAGACGAGCAAGACAUCGAACGCGCAAGGAAGCGACAGAAAUUGGCCCACAAACAGGAACAAGACCGAAAGCAUGACGAAGCAAACAAGGUAGAAGCAGCACCAAUUGCGAAGUUGAGGGAGCAGUCGGAGAAGAAAGAGUCCAAAGACAAAGUCCCCGAAGGUGGUGACUUGGAUGUCUACAAGACCGAUGCUGAGUAUGAAGCAGAACGUGCACAGUCUAUCAAGCAAGCUAAACAGGAACUUUUUUCCGUGAUUGAUCCGAAACUUGCUACAGAUGAGGGGGCCAACAAGUCGGGUCUAUAUGAGCUGACAGGAGUCAUCACCCAUCAAGGAGCAAGUGCAGACAGCGGACACUACACCAGUUUUGUCAAGAAACCGGCCAAGAUUGUUGAUGACCCAAAAGCACCUGGUGGCAAGCGGAAAGAGGAGGAUGGCAAAUGGUGGUGGUUCAAUGAUGAGAAAGUCAGCGAGGUGGAACCGGAAAGAAUCAUGACUCUAUCUGGUGGUGGUGAAAGUGCUUCCGCCUUGAUUCUCCUCUAUAGAGCCAUUGAUCUCCCAACCAAGGAUGAAGUUGAUGAGGCAAAGUAA
Exophiala bonariae is the source of this 1743-nucleotide messenger RNA. RefSeq lists its product as uncharacterized. Gene Ontology annotation, molecular function: protein binding; cysteine-type deubiquitinase activity; proteasome binding. NCBI's taxonomy places the organism in Eukaryota, Fungi, Ascomycota, Eurotiomycetes, Chaetothyriales, Herpotrichiellaceae. Gene Ontology annotation, biological process: regulation of proteasomal protein catabolic process; proteasome-mediated ubiquitin-dependent protein catabolic process; protein deubiquitination. The transcript has 2 exons. The record is from RefSeq and is a predicted model, not a curated record. The coding region runs from base 1 to 1743 and encodes 580 amino acids.